Erigeron canadensis is the source of this 5620-nucleotide messenger RNA. Its product is annotated as brefeldin A-inhibited guanine nucleotide-exchange protein 5-like. Gene Ontology annotation, biological process: regulation of ARF protein signal transduction. Bases 174 to 5321 code for a protein of 1715 amino acids. The transcript has 34 exons. Lineage: Eukaryota; Viridiplantae; Streptophyta; Magnoliopsida; Asterales; Asteraceae. Gene Ontology annotation, cellular component: trans-Golgi network. The record is from RefSeq and is a predicted model, not a curated record. Gene Ontology annotation, molecular function: guanyl-nucleotide exchange factor activity.
CCUUUUGGAUUCAUGACACAAGCACCCCCCAGUUUCUAGAGAUCUCAAAGUUGCAGGGACGGACAGAGAUCUCUCCUUCUUUACACUCACUCAAAUUCAGUUUCUAUUCAAACUUUACACUUGACCACCCGAUCCGAUUAAAAUCACUCAUUACAAAAAGAAAGAAUCAAAAAAUGGCAGCAACAGCAGGUGCGGCAGGGGGAUUCGUUACGCGCGCAUUUGAAUCAAUGCUGAAAGAAUGUUCUGGAAAGAAAUACACUUCUCUUCAAUCCGCUAUUCAAUCUUAUCUAGAAAAUUCAAAAGUGAUUAACAAAGCUGUGCCAUCAAGUGAUGCCAACACAGUGACAUCUUCAGAUGGAGAAGAUAAAAGUGAUGGAAGCGCAAAAACUGAAGUGGAGGCAAGUACAACACCUGCAGCUUCACAUGACACGGAGGAGGCAGAAAACAUUGGUGCUCCAGUAGGAAAUGUGAAGACGACCUUAGCAAGUGCUGGGCAUACUCUGGAAGGAGCUGAGUCAGAGCUUGUUCUUAAUCCCCUGCGGCUUGCGUAUGAGACCAAGAAUCCCAAAAUUAUUGAGCUUGCACUGGACUGUCUUCAUAAGCUCAUUGCGUAUGAUCAUCUAGAGGGAGAUCCUGGUCUAGAAAAUGGUAAAAAUGUUCCUCUGUUUACAGAUAUUCUUAAUAUGGUCUGUGGAUGUGUAGACAAUUCCUCACCAGAUAGUACAACUCUUCAAGUCUUGAAAGUGCUACUUACUGCUGUCGCAUCUGCCAAAUUUAGAGUUCAUGGGGAAGCACUGCUGGGUGUAAUUAGAGUGUGCUACAACAUCGCUCUUAAUAGCAAAAGCCCCAUCAACCAAGCCACAUCCAAGGCUAUGCUUACCCAAAUGAUCAGCAUAGUAUUCAGGCGAAUGGAAGCAGAUCUGAUGUCUUCAAAUACAAGAAGUGGCUCAUCCAUGAAGGUUGAGGAAAGUUCAUCAGGUGACGAGAAUGGUCAAAAGAAUGACACCCCGCUUGAGGAACUUCAUAAUCUUGCUGGUGGGACUGACAUAAAGGGCCUGGAGGCAGUUCUUGACAAGGCUGUGAAACUUGAAGAUGGCGGACAUUCUGCUCGUGGGAUUGACCAGGAGAGCAUGAGCAUUGGACAACGUGAUGCUUUGCUCCUUUUCCGUACCCUUUGCAAGAUGGGUAUGAAGGAAGAUAAUGAUGAAGUUACAACAAAGACACGCAUUCUGUCUCUUGAACUUCUACAGGGGUUAUUGGAGGGCGUUAGUCACUCCUUUACUAAGAACUUUACUAUCAUUGACUCCGUGAAAGCUUACCUAUCAUAUGUGUUACUACGCGCAUCGGUUUCGCAAUCCCCAGCCAUCUUUCAGUAUGCAACAGGAAUCUUUGCUGUGCUAUUGUUGCGUUUUAGAGAAAGCCUCAAGGUUGAAAUUGGUAUCUUCUUCCCGUUGAUUGUUUUGCGGUCUCUGGAUGGCUCAGAAUACCCACUCAACCUCAAAUUAAGCGUUCUCCGGAUGCUGGAAAAAGUUUGCAAAGAUCCACAAUUGCUAAUAGAUCUUUAUGUGAAUUAUGAUUGUGAUCUUGAUGCUCCAAAUUCAUUUGAAAAAAUGGUGACCUCCUUAUCAAGAAUUGCCCAAGGGACUCAAAGUGCGGAUCCAAAUUCGGUUAAUGCUGCACAAAUUGGUUCCAUUAAAGGCUCAUCACUUCAGUGCCUUGUGAGUGUGUUGAAAUCACUAGUUGAUUGGGAGAAGUUGCGUAGAGAGUCGAAGCUUAAUGAAGACCUAAAAGCUAUUAAGGAAGAUUCUUCAGCUGCAGAGUCUCAAGGCAACUUUGAGAAAGCCAAAGCUCAUAAAUCUACCUUGGAAGCUGCCAUAUCAGAGUUCAACCGCCAUCCUGUGAAGGGUAUCGAAUUUCUGAAAUCAAAUAGAUUGGUGGAGAAUACACCAGUUUCAGUUGCUCAAUUUCUCAGAAAUACACCUAGCUUGGAUAAGGCGAUGAUUGGCGAUUACUUGGGUCAACAUGAGGAAUUUCCUCUGGCGGUAAUGCAUGCUUAUGUUGAUUCUAUGAAAUUCUCCGAAAUGAAGUUUCAUACUGCGAUUCGUGAAUUUCUUAGAGGUUUCCGGCUUCCUGGUGAAGCACAAAAGAUAGAUCGUAUAAUGGAAAAGUUUGCUGAGCGUUACUGUGCAGAUAAUCCAGGCCUUUUCAAGAAUGCAGACACUGCUUAUGUUCUUGCGUAUGCAGUUAUUAUGCUAAACACUGAUGCUCAUAAUCCAAUGGUGUGGCCUAAAAUGACUAAACCCCAGUUUGUACGAAUGAACGCGGCAAAUGAUCCAGAAGAAAGUGCACCUAUAGAACUUUUGGAGGAAAUUUAUGAGUCUAUCGUUAAAGAAGAGAUAAAAAUGAAGGAUGACCCUGCAGGUUUGGGAAAAAGCAGCAAAAAGCCAGAAAUGGAGGAAAGAGGUGUGGGCAUUAUUGGUAUUCUUAAUUUGGCUCUCCCAAAACAGAAAAAUCAAGCUGAUACACAGUCCGAGAGUGAAGCUAUUAUUAAACAAACACAAGCAAUUUUUAGGAACCAAGGUGCAAAAAGGGGUACGUUUUAUACAUCACAUCAGAUUGAGCUUGUGCGACCCAUGGUAGAAAUUGUGGGGUGGCCACUUCUUGCUACAUUUGCAGUAAGUAUGGAGGAAAGGGAAAAUAAGACUAGAGUAUAUCUCUGUAUGGAAGGGUUUAAAGCUGGAAUUCACAUUACACAUGUGCUUGGAAUGGACACCAUGCGGUAUGCUCUUUUGACAUCACUCAUCAGAUACACUUUCUUACAUGCACCAAAAGAUAUGCGAAGCAAAAAUGUCGAAGCUUUACGGACUUUGCUGGAUAUAAGUGACUCAGAGCCUGAUGCACUUCAAGACACUUGGAAUGCAGUCUUGGAGUGCACCUCGCGUCUAGAGUAUACAGUAUCCACUCCUGCUAUGGCUGCUACAGUCAUGUUUGGAUCUAAUCAGAUCUCUAAGGAUGCAGUUCUUCAAUCCCUAAGGGAAUUGGCUGGGAAACCAUCUGAACAAGUUUUUGUAAAUAGCGUUAAACUUCCUAGUGAAUCGGUAGUCGAAUUCUUUACUGCUUUAUGUAAUGUCUCGGCUGAAGAGUUGAAGCAGAAUCCAGCCCGUGUUUAUAGCUUGCAAAAGCUUGUUGAGAUCAGCUAUUAUAAUAUGGCUCGUAUACGUAUGGUGUGGGCUAGAAUUUGGUCUGUUCUUGCUAAUCAUUUUAUAUCUGCUGGUAGCCAUCAUGAAGAGAAAAUAGCUAUGUAUGCUAUAGAUUCUCUAAGACAACUAGGGAUGAAAUACCUGGAGCGUGCAGAACUUGCCAAUUUCACAUUCCAAAAUGACAUCUUAAAACCAUUUGUUGUGCUUAUGCGAAAUACUCGGAGUGAAUCAAUACGAAGGUUGAUUGUCGAUUGCAUUGUUCAGAUGAUUAAAUCAAAAGUUGGAAGCAUCAAAUCUGGUUGGCGAAGUGUUUUCAUGAUUUUCACAGCUGCUGCAGAUGACAACUUAGAACCAAUCGUUGAAAGUGCUUUUGAGAAUGUAGAACAGGUUAUAUUGGAACACUUUGAUCAAGUUGUUGGUGACUGCUUUAUGGACUGUGUCAAUUGUCUGAUUGGAUUUGCUAACAAUAAAACUUCUCAUCGCAUCAGUUUGAAGGCGAUUGCCCUUCUCCGCAUAUGUGAGGACCGACUUGCAGAGGGCCUUGUGCCUGGUGGCAGGUUGAAGCCCAUCGAUGACAAUGCAGAUGCAACUAGUGAUAUCACUGAGCACUAUUGGUUCCCAAUGCUGGCUGGUCUGUCUGACCUGACAUCUGACACACGACCGGAAGUCAGCAACUGUGCACUAGAGGUAUUGUUUGACCUAUUGAAUGAGAGGGGAAGCAAAUUUUCAUCAAACUUCUGGGAAAGUAUAUUCCAGCGUGUUCUAUUUCCUAUCUUUGAUCACGUGAGACAUGCUGGAAAAGAGACUACAUCUUUUGGAGAUGAGUGGAUUCGUGAAACUAGUGUUCAUUCAUUACAGCUGUUAUGCAACCUCUUCAAUACAUUUUACAAGGAGGUAUGUUUCAUGUUGCCCCCACUGUUAAAUCUGCUGUUAGAUUGUGCUAAAAAGACGGAUCAAUCGGUGGCGUCAAUAUCCCUUGCUGCAUUGGUCCACCUUAUUGAAGUUGGCGGACACCAGUUUAGCGACAGUGAUUGGGAUACCUUGUUAAAAAGCAUAAGAGAUGCUUCAUACACCACUCAACCCCUCGAGCUACUCAAUGCUUUGGGUAUCGAAAGUGGGAAGACUCGGCCGGUUAUGGCUAUAGAUUUAGAGGUUCCAGCAAAUGAUAAUUCCCCAGCCAUGUCUGCUAAUGUUCAAGACAGUCAAGAAGGAAGGCCAUCAAUGGAUCUGCAAGAACAUGAAGGUCAAACACCUUCACCCGGAAAGCUCCAGAAAGCUUCUGAAGCUGUAGAUUUGCAAAGAAGUCAAACAAUAAGCCAACGACUAAUGGGAAACAUGAUGGAUAACCUUUUCACUAGAACUUUCACCUCUAAACCCAAGAAUCCGACAUUAGAUUCUGCCAUACCAGCUUCCCCCUCCAAGUCUCUGGAUGUUGUGGAACAAGAUGCCGAGGAUAUGACAGAAAGUCCAUUUAUGGGAACCGUAAGGGGAAAAUGUGUGACACAACUGCUACUACUAGGGGCCCUUGAUAGCAUCCAGAAAAGGUAUUGGAGCAAGUUAAAGGCAUAUCAAAAGAUCGCCAUAUUGGAAAUUUUGUUUUCCAUGUUAGAGUUUUCUGCAUCAUAUAAUUCAUACACUAAUCUCAGACUACGUAUGCAACACAUUUCUUCUGAAAGGCCGCCUUUGAACCUUUUACGCCAGGAGUUAGCUGGGACUAGCAUUUAUCUAGAUGCAUUACAGAAAACAACUUCUGGGAUUGAUCCAAAUCAGAAGGGAGAUAUAGAUACGACCGAUUCUCGUGACGAAGAUGAUGCUACAGUAAAGACUGCUGCUGAAGAGAAACUGGUAUCUUUCUGUGGACAUGUGCUUAAGGAAGCAUCUGAUUUCCAAUCGAGUAUUGGAGAGAGUAAUAACAUGGAGAUUCAUCAAGUGCUUGGAUUACGAUCCCCGGUCAUCGUUACGGUUCUUAAAGGAAUGUGUGUAAUGGACAAUCAGAUAUUCAAGAAACACCUCAGGAGUUUCUAUCCUUUAAUUACCAAGCUUGUAUGCUGUGAGCAGAUGGACAUUCGUGGUGCACUUGCCGAGCUGUUCAGCAUGCAACUCAAUGGACUUGUGCAAUAGAAAUCCAUACUAGCUAUUAACAUUCAACAGUCACUGAGCGCUUAGAAGCAACAUAUAACCUGUGAUAUAUCAUUUUUUGUCUAUUAUACGGGACUAUUCUUUUAGUGUUUUAUGGCAUAUACAAGUGGUUAGAAGUUCAUUUGUUGUAUAUUUGCAUAGAUACAAAAUGGCAUGCAGUUUUUCAAAUGUUGUAGCACAUGUUUGUCGUACCAAGAAUGGACAUGAAGCCUUCAAAUCAAAUGCUGAAAUGGUUAUGAUAUCAAACCUUCUAUUAAAUAUCAUGAGAUUUGACAAACAAA